Molecule: messenger RNA, 2440 nt
Organism: Anopheles coustani
Lineage: Eukaryota; Metazoa; Arthropoda; Insecta; Diptera; Culicidae
Gene: Ipp
Product: inositol polyphosphate 1-phosphatase
Exons: 4
Coding region: 402-1541 (379 amino acids)
Molecular function (GO): inositol-1,4-bisphosphate 1-phosphatase activity
Source: RefSeq, a predicted model, not a curated record
CUUAAAUCGCAAACCGUGUUUAACAGGAUGAUUGGAUAGUUUCGAUACAUACAAUUGUUGGAUAACUCUGUUAAUAAUGCUCAAAUUCCACCAAGGAGAGCGUUCAGAUUUAUCCAGUUGGCCAGCAAAGUUUAGCGGACGGGCGGUAGUGAGCAACCCAUCUUCUACUUUACUGCAUUCCAUCGAAACCAAGCCGUAAACAGAGCUAGCUCGUCGUAUAACCGUGGAUCUACGUGUUGAUUUACACCCACAUAUCAAAUUCGUCCCAAAAAGCCAUACUUUACUGACCACUUGUACAUACAAGCAACGAAUCCAGUGAGCUGAAAUAUCGCGGCAGUGAUACUCGGACGAGGUAUAAUUGCUUUAGAUUCGUGUCAGCUAGAAGUUGCAACGAAGUUGUUAUGUCUGCCAUCGAUCUUCUACGUGAGUUGCUCAAGGCAUCGGAGAAAGCCGCCAAUAUUGCACGUGUGUGCCGUCGCAAUGAGCGUCUGUUCAGCCUGCUGGUACAGGAAAAGGAUAAGGAUGAAUCGAAUUCGCGAUUCGAGCAGGAUUUCAAAACGCUGGCGGACUGCCUCAUCCAGGAAAUGAUAAAGCAUGAUAUCGGAGCGCGGUUUCCGGAAUUACGUGAUAACAUUCGAGGCGAGGAGAAUGCCAAAUUCACUAAUACUUCGGGGGAUUCGGUAACAGUAACCGUCACUGACGAUAAAUCGGAAACGGUGCAUUGCCUUGAGAAGAUUCUAAACGGUGACAACGAUGCCGUGAUGGCGCUUGUUGAUGAAGUGUAUCGCGAGGUAGAGCUGGAUAUGGAGGGUCUGGAAUUGCCCACCGACUCGAUUCCACUCGAUAACGAUUGGUCCGAGCUCGGCAUUUGGAUCGAUCCGAUUGAUGCGACCGCCGAAUACAUUAAGGGCGUAGAAAAGCUCACCAAGUUUCCGAACAUUGCCUCCUCCGGGCUCAAGUGCUGCACGGUGCUGAUUGGCGUGUACGAAAUUUGCCGCGGUACGCCCAUCCUCGGUGUCAUCAAUCAACCGUUUGCCGAGAAGCUGCUGGAUGGGGAGACCGAUGAGGAAACGGUCAGCCAACAGCCGCAAGGCGGACACGGUAGCUGCCAGUACCGGGGCAAAAUCUACUGGGGUUUGUCGGUGGGUGACCUGAAGUUCAACAACAUCGCACCACACGAGCCCGAGGCACGCAUCGCCAUACUGUCGCCGUCCGAGCAAUCGAAGUAUGUCGACUUCAUUCGCAACCAGCUAAAGUACGAUGUCAUCUACUCGUCCGGCGCGGGCUACAAGAUACUGAAGAUUGCCACCGGUGAAGCGGAACUGUUUCUGCUCAGCAAAGGCACGACCUACAAAUGGGACACCUGUGCGCCCCAGGCCAUCCUUCGAUCAAUGAACGGCGAUUUGUUCAAUCUGCAGGAAACGCUUAUCAACAAAUCGGUAAAGAAUAUCGCAUACCAAGAUCGCAAAACGAUACGCAAUGUCGGCGGAGUCAUUGCCUACCAGAAUAUCGAUAAGCUGCGUGAAUUUCUCAAACUGUAAACCCGCCUGUAAGCGAAUCCGGAUCGAGGUGUACUACGGCUAAUUAUGCUUUUCAGUAUCAAUUAAUGCAUCAUAAUGUCUAGCAGUUUGCAUGGAAGCAGAAAUAUUUAGAUACGGAUGGCUGUUAAUUGUUGAUAUGUAGAAGUAUUAAUGUUUAGAAAACUUACAUAGUAGUGUGUUUUGCAUUACACUAGGGGACAUACGUGGACGUAGUUAUAUAUGGAUACGGAUCAAAACUCAAGGGAAAUUUAGUGAGACUCUCUGUUCAAUGAAAGGCUGUCUUUGUAGGGAAAAAGGUCGCUUUUGGUUUUUAUCAUUACAACGUAUUUAUGGUGUUUAUGAAUUUUGUGUGCGGUGGAAAACAAAGUAUUCAUAUUGACAGACCUUAAUAAUUGCAUAGCAAUUUCAAUUACGAAUCAGAAUCUAUCUGCUACAUUUGCAAUAUGGCAGAUAGUAGAGGAAAGUAUAUAUGAUAGAUAAGCGUUUGGUUUAACUGAAUAUCCAAUCUGUGAACAAAUGAGAAUAACCUUUAUUUUAAGACAAAACUGAGCAAACUUAUUUGAUCGUCUUGUCCUAUUAGUCGUCGAAACUAAAACGAACAGAUAAUAUAUACAUAUAUAUACAUAUAUAUUUAAACGAAAGCUUACAUGUAACAGGGUUAAAAAUGUCAUCUCAAUGCUAUAAUAAUCUGCACGGCCAUAGAACGACACAGCGCAAAAAACAAAAAUAACGCCACGUUGUAGAACGCAUGUUAGUGAACUCUAGAGUGAUAUAUCUGAGAUGUUAGUACUUUCUCCAAAUCGACCGUAGGCGUAUGUAAUUGGUGUAAAAUAAUCUUAAAAUAACGAAGCCAAACAGUGGCGUACGAGAGUUACUUUUGCAAUGAAUGUGAAUCAUUA